This is a messenger RNA of Mercenaria mercenaria, 4277 nucleotides long. RefSeq names its product zinc finger CCHC domain-containing protein 8-like. NCBI's taxonomy places the organism in Eukaryota, Metazoa, Mollusca, Bivalvia, Venerida, Veneridae. Gene Ontology annotation, molecular function: RNA binding. The record is from RefSeq and is a predicted model, not a curated record. Gene Ontology annotation, cellular component: catalytic step 2 spliceosome. The coding region runs from base 32 to 2269 and encodes 745 amino acids. The transcript is spliced from 14 exons.
ACAAGUUGCAUGCACCGGCAAAAGUGUAAAAAUGGCGGACGACAUGUUCGGAGAUUCCGAACUUUUUGCAGAAUUUGACAAAGAAAGAGAAACUUCAGGUUCAUUUAUUCUCUACGAGAAGGACGAACAAGGUUAUGAAGAUCGCAGUAAGUAUGUGUUUCAGGUCAGCGAAUCCUCGUCAUCCGAAGACAGCGACGAAGAUGAAGAGAAACUGAAAGUAAAACAAUCGGUUGCAUUCGCAGUAGAUACUUUGCAAAAACAAAAUGAAAGACCCAAGAAUGCCGAUUUUAAUGCAAAUGGGCAGGUGUCUCAGGAGAAUGGUAUUGAAAACCAAAGUGACUCGGACACUGAACAAGUUGAUACACGGAUUGUGAGCAAAGACCGGCAAGAAAAAAUGACGACGUACAAGUUGAAUUUUGAACGAAACAAGUUUAAAAGAUACUGCAAUAUCAUUGAUUCUACCAGGUUCAUACAUGAUGAGGAAUCAACAUCUGUACAAGUCUUGUUUCAAAAUAACAGAUUUUCAAGGAAAUACAAGACACAGAUAGAAGAGUUUGUUAAACAUCUGAUAGACCAAGAUGCCAGUGCUGAAUAUGAAACACUGCAAAAAUUAGAUCUCAAGAGUUCUGUACCAAGUUGUUCAGAGUUGAAUGACAAAAUUCCAAUAGGGAAAAGAACAGACAGGAUGUACCAAGGUCAUGCUAUAAUUGGAUGUUCACAGUUUUAUAGAGACUUUAUAGUGGACACAUUAGGAUGGCCUUUGGUAGAGUACAACCCAUCAUUAACAGAGAGUUGGGACAUACCAGUUUAUGAACAAGUAUUAACAGAUGUGUUACCUAUAGAUGAAGAAGAGAGAAGAGCAUUGGCUAGAAAACUGGAAAGAGAAAGAAUGAAACCAAAGUGUUGGAACUGUGAUGGUGAACAUAUGUUAAAUGAAUGUAAACUGCCAAAAAACCAGGCCAAAAUAAAUGAGAACAGGCAGAUUAUGAUGGCAAAUAAACAACAAAAAAGAGAUGAUGGACCGAAGUCUGCAAGAUAUCAUAAAGAAAAGACAAGUGGAGAUCCUAAAUAUAGCAAGUUUAAACCUGGAGUUAUAAGAGCUGGACUUGAUGAUGACCAACUACCUGUAUACAUCUACAAGAUGCGGGCCCUCGGGUAUCCCCCAGGCUGGAUGGAAGAGGCCAAGGCCGCCCCUGUCCUGUCCAUGUUUGAUAAAGAUGGAAAUGACAUUGAUGAAAAUGUGGAGGAAGGCGAGACUGGAAAAGAACCCGUUUUGAAUGUGCAAAAGAUAAUCGAGUACCCUGGAUUCACGGUUGAAACUCCAGCUGAUAUUGCUGAUGAAGCAGAGAUGUAUGGUCUGCCACCACUACAACCCCAUCAGUUGAAAGCUACACUCAUAGCACAUACUAAGAUGCAGCAGGAAGCGAUGAAAAGAGAACUAGACGAACAAGAAACAAAGACGGCCAAGCGGCAGAAAGUGAGCACUGAUGAUAUGGAUCUAGAUGAAGAUGGUGAAAUGAAAGCAGCAAUGAUUGAUUACAAUCCACCCCUGCCUCCGGAGACUCCGCCUUCUAGACCGCCUAUGCCACUUAGCACUCCUCCUCCAACCCCAGAUGAAACUUCGAGGCAGUCAUCAGUAAACUUCUCCCGUGAAUCUAGUCAGCCACGAUCUGACUCCCCAUCUUUAGAAGAACUGGAGGAAAAAUAUAAAUUGUUACAAAAAUCUCUGAUGAAUGAUAAUGAGGACGGAGAAUUAAUUGUUUUAGAUAGCUGCGAUGACGAGUCUUCAUUGUCGAGCCCUGCUGGAGAAAAAUCGACCAAUCCUAUUGAUGUAGAUUCCUGUGAUGACGGAGGCACGUCAAAAAAUCCUAUUGAGAUUGCUAACGAUUCAAUGGAUAGUACCGAAGACUUUGAUUUUGUGAAACCUCAGCUUUUGAGAACUGGUUCCACAGCUUCUAUACAAACAUUUGGUGAACUAGGAACGGGAAGUCCAGCUAGUUCCAAUCCUGGAACCCCUGUUCAUACUCCUACUAUAGACUAUAAACCUACAUUUAAAGGAACAGUGUCAGUAUCAAAAGACUAUGGUACACCGAUUUUGAAACGGGCUGGCAGCAUUGACGCAUUGCCAACGGAUUCAAAAUUUGCUCAAGGAAUUGAAGAUCAUAUUCCAUUUGAAAAUCUCCCAGAUUCCACUGGAAGGUUUAGUACAAUUAGAAAAAUUGUGGACAAAAUUCGCAAAAUAAAACCCAUGAAUAAAAAAAAGAAGUAGAGAUGUAGAGAUGAUAACAAAAUAUGUAUCGUAUGUUAGUUCGAUCACAAGAGAAGUCUGGUUGUUAAGAGGUGGCCUUUUUUUAAUACGGAAAGCAAAAUGUUUUAAGAUGCUCUGAUUUUAUAUUGUGAAAAAUAUGUUCACUGCUUUUUAUAAUCAUUUGAACAAAUAUCAUAUAUGACUUUUAAAAUGAAGAUAUUGCCUGUGACAGGCAAAAGAUUUUAACAGACCACUGUUAUGUUAUAUUAUUGAUUGAUAACAUUGUCAGUAAUACCUUUUAAUACCACCUAGGCAAGAUGGAACAAACUUGUAGACUUUAUUCACUGUGUCAUUUACAUAAUUCCAUUUACCUUGCUUGACAAGUCAGUUGAUGAACCUGUGCUUGACUUUGGAAAAGAAAUUUACUACCAGUAUUUCUUCAGAAAAUGUUGCAAGCAUAAUUUAAUCAAAUGUAGGGUGUUCUAAAUUGUUACACAGGGUAGCACAUUUAGAUACCGUUAGAUUAUAUAUUUUUUUAUGGUAAAAAGAUUUUCUAUUUCUUGUUAUCCAAAGGCAAGUAUUACUAGGAUAAGACCUUGAUAACUGGACAGUUAAUAGUCAUAUUCUCUUCUUCAAGCUAUAACUGAUUAAAGGUUGGUUAGUAGUAAAUUGCUUGAUUUGUAUUAUUUUCUUGCCAGAUCUAGUAGGCUUGGGAAGUAGUCAUGAAAUAGGCUUGAAGUCUUGUUACCAAGUGGUAGGUUAAAACAAAUAAUCAUUUAUCAAAUAAAGACCUUGUUUUUUUUUGCCCCCUAAAAUUUAGGGUUGGGGCACUUAGAGUUGCCCUUGUCCAUCUGCCUGUCUGUCUGUCUGUCAGUCUGUUCAAAUUUGUGUCAUGCAUAUCUUUAAAAGUAUUUUGACCCAGAGUCAUCAAAACUCACAGGAUUGUCAUUUAGUAUGUGAAGUUGUGUACCUGGUGUUUUAAUUGGGUUUUCACACAGCCACUGUCAUACCAGAGUUAUGGCCCUUGACUUAGUCUAAAAAACAUGUAAAAAGGACCCUAAAAGUUUGUGUUGCAGGUAUCUUAAAAAGCUUAUGAAUCAUUAUAGAAAUAUUAUUCAGCAAGUGAAUUUGUGCACCGGAGUUUUGUUCUGGGUUUCACUCUGAAAGACCAGAGUUAUGGCUCUUGACUUAGUCAAAAAUUAUGCAUAACGGGCAUAAAAUUUUGUUUUCUGUGUAUCUCAAAAAGAAUUUGACCUAGAGUCAUAAAACGUUAGAGGAUUGUUAUUUAACAUGUGUUGUGUACCUGGUGUUCUCUUUGGGAUUUCACUCAGCCAGAGUUAUGAUCUUUGACAAAGUUAAAAGUACAAAUGAAGAGUUUAAAAGUUUAUGUUGCAGUUGUCUUAACAAAUAUUUCACCUAGAGUCCUUGAACCAUGUACAUUGACAGAAAAGGGGGGCACCACGCAUCCAAAUUGUAUUGUUAUCAAAUGAUAACUUAUUAAAAACUAUUAAUCAUUUAUCAAGUAAAGAUCUUGGUUGUUUGUGUUGUUUUCCAGUACUAAACAAUUUACUGAGAUAAUGCAUAGUGGAAAGUCUUUUCUUGCAGUUAAAAAAAGUCAUUAGCUGUUAUCAUGAUGUAUACUUUUAUUCAAUUGUUUCUGGAAAUUUAACGUUUACAUUCAAUUAACCUUUACUGCUAUAUUUCUAAAAUGGACUGGUCCUUCAUUCAGUUUGGGCAGUACCACUUAUUAUUCAAAUGGUUGUUUACUGAAAAUUUACUGACUGAAUAGCCAACAGUGCAGACCAUGAACAGCCUGCAUGGAUCACUUGUUGCCAGCAGGCAAAAUGUUAAAGCUGAACACCAAUAAUACAGCCAGGUAUAGAUCUAUAAUAAAAAAUACAAAUUUAUGAUAAUGUUCCAUGUCAGAUUGAUAGUGUUCUUUUGAGUCAGAUUUGUGAAAUAAAAUGUUUGUACUUUUAUUGUUUUAAUGGAAGAAGAAUGGAAUUAAUAAAGAAAAAAACACUCUUAA